Molecule: messenger RNA, 2946 nt
Organism: Paecilomyces variotii
Lineage: Eukaryota; Fungi; Ascomycota; Eurotiomycetes; Eurotiales; Thermoascaceae
Product: ABC multidrug transporter Mdr2
Exons: 3
Coding region: 194-2575 (793 amino acids)
Biological process (GO): transmembrane transport
Cellular component (GO): membrane
Molecular function (GO): ATP hydrolysis activity; ABC-type oligopeptide transporter activity; ATP binding
Source: RefSeq, a predicted model, not a curated record
CCUGUGAUGCAUUUGACUCGCAAAAGGCUGGCGAACUUCGGACUUGCAACCACAUCGGCCUUUUUUGGUGCAGCAAUUGAGUGCCAAUGCCAUGGGAAAUACUCGCCUAGUGUGUGAAUACUGUGAUAUGGCCCCCUGCUGUUACAUCUCCUCUCCCUUCUGAAAGGCCAUUUCAGUCCCGCAGUCUGACGCCAUGCGCAGCUCAAAGCUGCUGGCGUCCUGGACGCCCAAGUUGGUCUGCAGGCAGCUCUCUGAGUCUCGCCCAGGCGUUCUGGCUGAUCUAUAUCCUAAUGCCUAUGCGCCGCUUUUCCAGCCCAGAGCUGGCCCGACACGACUAUAUUCGAAUAUCCCGGCUCAGGUCCAUACCAACAACGUCAUCUCUUCUCUCACCGGAUAUCGCUCUCCUCUACAUGCACGGUCACCUCUGACUUCUUUCGGAACUACUCAGCAAACACGGUCCUUCUUCGUAACUCCUCGAUUGUUCGAUGCCAAAGCGCAGACGUCGCAGAAUUCUACUGAACCGCUAAAGGAUGAUCCUCGAAAGGCUGCCCAAGAGAGCGAAGGCGAAGAAAUCGACAAAGGGUUCGAGCUAUCAGAAAAAGCCGCUCAGGCUUCUCAGAUCAACCUGAGUGCGAAGCUGGCGAGCGAUGGUCUACGAGGGAAGAAGGCUGGGUUUGGGGAGAUAUGGAGGUUGAUCAAGAUCGCGCGGCCUGAAGCCAAGGUCCUGUCGGUGGCAUUUUUCCUGCUUUUAAUAUCUUCUGCCAUUACCAUGUCGAUUCCUUUCUCUAUUGGAAAGCUUAUGGAUGCGGCAACGAAGAGUGCUGCCGAGGGUGGAAAUGAGCUCUUCGGUCUGAGUCUCCCCGUGUUCUACGGAGCUUUGGCUGGCGUUCUCGCUUUGGGUGCCGCUGCCAACUAUGGUAGGAUUGUCAUUCUCAGAAUCGUCGGUGAACGGAUCGUGUCGAGGUUACGCUCAAAGCUCUUCCGCCGUACGUUUGUUCAGGAUGCGGAGUUCUUCGAUGCUAAUCGGGUUGGUGAUCUGAUCUCUCGCCUGAGCUCGGAUACGAUCAUUGUCGGCAAAAGUAUCACCCAAAACCUUUCCGAUGGUCUACGCGCAGCUGUUAGCGGUGUCGCAGGUUUUGGACUGAUGGCGUAUGUCAGUCUGAAACUGUCCAGUAUCUUAGUACUGCUGCUUCCUCCCGUCGGACUUGGAGCGUUCUUCUAUGGCCGGGCCAUCCGAAACUUGAGUCGCAAGAUCCAGAAGAACCUAGGUUCACUGACCAAGAUCGCGGAGGAACGACUCGGAAAUGUGAAGACUAGUCAGUCUUUCGCCGCUGAGAUCCAAGAAGUCCACCGAUACAACACCCAAGUGAGGAAGAUCUUCGACCUUGGUAAAAAGGAGUCAUUGAUCAGCGCUACCUUCUUCAGUACUACUGGACUCAUGGGUAAUAUGACUAUCCUGGCCCUCUUGUAUGUUGGAGGUGGUAUGGUCAAAUCGGGCGCCAUCUCUCUUGGAGACCUAACGUCAUUCCUCAUGUACACAGCAUACGCUGGAUCCAGCAUGUUUGGCCUUUCUAGCUUCUACUCUGAGUUGAUGAAAGGUGUUGGUGCUGCAAGCCGCUUGUUCGAACUGCAGGAUCGAGAGCCGAAGAUAUCCCCGACGAAGGGUGAGAAAGUCACCUCUGCGCGUGGCCCGAUUCGGUUUGAGAAUGUGUCUUUUAGUUACCCCACGCGACCUGCCGUCACUAUUUUCAAGGACCUCAAUUUUGAGAUUCCACAGGGAACAAAUGUCGCUGUGGUUGGACCUUCUGGAGGAGGAAAAUCGACUAUUGCAUCCCUGCUCUUGCGGUUCUACAACCCCACUAAGGGCAGGAUUUUGAUCGAUGGCAAGGAUAUCAGCAAAUUUAAUGCCAAAUCCCUUCGACGAAAGAUCGGCAUUGUUGCACAGGAGCCAGUCCUCUUUUCUGGAACGAUUGCAGAGAACAUUGCGUAUGGAAACUCCAAGGCCACCAGGGCAGAGAUUAUUGCUGCAGCACGCAAGGCGAACUGCACGUUCAUUAGCGAUUUCCCUGAUGGUCUAGAUACACAUGUUGGAGCUCGUGGUGCACAACUGUCUGGUGGUCAGAAGCAACGCAUUGCCAUUGCGCGUGCCUUGGUGAAGGAUCCAGAUAUCUUGAUUCUUGACGAAGCGACAUCUGCACUAGAUGCGGAGUCCGAAACACUCGUGAAUAGUGCACUCGCCGCUUUGCUUCGUGGUAACAAUACUACGAUCAGUAUCGCUCACCGUCUCUCCACCAUCAAGCGCUCCGAUACGAUCAUUGUCCUAGGACCAGAUGGAAAGGUUGCUGAGCAAGGCACCUACCAGGAGCUGAGCUCUCGACCAGACGGUGCGUUUACAAAGCUGAUGGAAUGGCAGAUGAGUGGCGGUGAUACGUCACCGCAGCCACCCAGCAAGCAGCGCGGCCCUCCGUCCGAGGAGCAUUUAGAAGAAGAGCUCCAUGAAGAUGAAGGAGAGGAGCAAGAUAAAAACGAACCUAAUGAGGAGACAAGAAAGGAGAAGCAAGAUUCCCAGGCCUAAAGUGAGGUCUGGGUCUGUUGGUCUAUGAGCCGACCUUUAUCCUUUCGGUGGACUCUUCUGUAGAUAACUACGGAACGAUAAGUCUCUAUCACGAGUCCUCGUGGCGUUCCAUUUUUCAGAUUUUUUGGUGUGUGAGGUCUUGAUAGACGGUCGAGUUAUGUAUGUCAUACUUUGCAUUGUACAUAGUUACAGUUUUGUUUCGUCUCUCUGGAGUCGUUUGAUUUUCUACUAGCACCAUCUGCGUCACUACUCUCCUAUAUAGAAGAUACCACUGUUCAACGACAAAAUGUCUUUGCACAUUUAGUGCUCCGUAAAAGGACGCUCUCUGCUCGACUCCCAAGUAUUUCUUCCAUUUGUGCUGCAUAUCUAAU